This is a messenger RNA of Spirometra erinaceieuropaei, 12636 nucleotides long. Lineage: Eukaryota; Metazoa; Platyhelminthes; Cestoda; Diphyllobothriidea; Diphyllobothriidae. The record is from the annotation of a GenBank genome assembly.
AUGACCGUGGCGGGCGGUGUGGCCAGCCAACGCGGUGACACGCCCGUCUACGUCACUGACUUCGACCCCAGCAGUGUCGUCGGCAGGAUGGGCCAGCUGGCCAAGGGCGACGUCCUCCUCGCGGUCAACGAGGUGGAACUCCUCGGCCUCUCGCACGAACGCGCCGUAGAGGCCCUGAAAUCGACUCGGAAGACCUGCUCUAAGGUAAGCCUGAGUCGGCGGCCUCCCCGCGGUGGCAAUUGCUGCUCGAGGGCCACGACGACUGGGGGGAGGCUUUUGUCGUUAGUUGGCGUUAGUUGGAAUCAGUCAUAAUUACCCUGUCGGCAGUGGUCAGCAUGACGUGACGGAAUGUGUCCUCAAUUUAAGUAGUAUUGCCUGUUUAUAUUUAAGUGCAAUGGUGGCGCGCCCAUGUGCAGGCGCACGCCGUGCCAGCCACUUGCGCUUAAUCCCCGCAUCAGACGGCAGAUCGGCUUGGGCAGUGAAUUAGUGUAGGGAAGAGGGAAAAGAGACAGCCACAGAGGGACCGCAGCCCCACAGUACUUUAUCGCAUUUCCUCGCCUUAAACAACUUGGCGUGCUCUUGAUACGCUAAAAGUCAUGGCUUGGAGAACUGACAACGGACGGGGCGGCUAGAUCGCAGUUGGUAGCCAGCCCCGUAUUACAGGUGGCUGGGGGGGGGGGUUGUUUACUGGGGCCAUUUUGUGGGGCUCCAUAAUCGCAUCUGACCCAUUUGGCUGCCGUUUUACGUUGGGGGUUAGGAUUAGGUUAUCGGUUAAUGGUUUCCCAUUUUCGGGCUAGGGUUAUGCCUUUAGGCUUAGGUUUUCGGGUUGUGGUUAGGGUUUGAGCGUACGAUUUGGUUUGAGUAUUGCGAUUAGGUUUUUCAGUUACGGCUAUGUCUAAGGGCUACAUUUACGUUUACGGUUUCGGUUUGGGUUAGGGUUAGGGUUGCCGUUAGGGUUAACGGUUAGCAUUUAAGGUUGAGGUUAGGGUUAGGGUUAAGUUUAGGAUUAGGGUUAAGGUCACCGUCCGCCUCCCCAUUCCUGGCUACCAACUGCGAUCUAACCGACGGGGCAAUUCGGUCCUUCUCGGGACCUACAGUGCGUGACCUAUCCCAUGAAAGGUUGGCUGAAAUUCUGAAAUGCGUUUUCGAUUAGGAAGGAUUACUUGGUCACGGUUGUGAUACUGAUUAUCUUAGGGCAUACUCUUAUAACAUUUUGGACUCGGCAGGAUGUCGGCUUUAAAAUGCACUUCUUUUCAAUCUCCUGUAGAAAUCAUGCUCGGUAAAAAAUGACUACUUUAGUAGCAUGCAUUUUUCCUAUUGAUUUUCGAUGGUUUCGGAAAUUCAAAUAUAUUCUGUAGAAACCACAAACAAAAAUAUGCGUUCUUUUAGUCAAUCAAUAGAGAAGCACGUCUUAUUCAUAUUUUAUACUUAAGAAAAAUUUGGAGCCUGAUCAUUUGUUGCAUUAGCGCCAAGUGAUUACACUCUACAAGGUGCAUGCGUCCCGCGUAAAGAAAAUCCUAUAUUUUUCUAUGUCAUUAAAGAGAUAUCAUACAGGGUCCAUAAAAUUUUGCAAUGGGUGCCGACCUUGUUGUACAUUUCAUGAGGAGCAGUGGUAAACGUCCAGGUACGGUGCUGUGUGAAUGGACAUAUCGCGGUCUUAAAAAGUCUCAUAAUUAGAAACUUUUUUUUAAACCUAAUUAUACUCCUUCAUUAAGUAUAAAAUAUAAAGAAGACGUGAUUCUCUAUUGAUUGACUAAAAGAACGCAUAUUUUUGUUUGUGGUUUCUAUAAAAUAUAUUUGAAUUUCCGAGACCAUCUAAAAUCAAUCAGAAAAAUGCAUGCUACUUAAGUAGUCAUUUUUACCGAGCACGCUUUCUACGGGAGAUUGAAUAGAAGUGCAUUUUAAAGCCGACAUCCUGCCGAGUCUAAAAUGUUAUAAGAGUAUGCCUUAUGAUAAUCAGUAUCACAACCGCGACCAAGUACUCCUUCCUAAUCGAAAACGCAUUUCAGAAUUUCAGCCAACAUUUCAUGAGCUAGGUCACGCACUGUAGGGAUAGGCUGCAGCGAACCUUUCUUGUUAUGAUCUUUAUGGUUAUUUGUGAUCCGAAACUGACUCUGUUGUGGCCAAGUACAUAUGUGGCGAGGGCCUGCCCGUGUGUGUGGCACGCGUAGACGGGUCACUUAGCUUCGUCAGUCACUGCAACCGCAUCCCCCCCCGCCCUCCGGUCGUAUUAGCAUUAUCUUACCACCGACACCAGGUGGGUGGGGGAGGAGAGAGGGGAGGCAGGUGCUGCGCAAGUCCGUGUUAGCACGCAACUCACUGGUGCUGCGCUCACUUCGUGGCACACAUGGUGGACGCCAUCGCCUGCGAUGGUCAAACUGUCGUCUGUUUUCAUAAACACAAUUGUGUUUAUGAAUUCACAUGCACUUGCGGAUGCAAGUACAUUGGGCGAACGCAAGGGCAUUUGGCAGCCAGGUCUAUUGAGCACCUGCCCAGAUGGCUCCUAAGACAAGAAAAUAAAAUCUUGCGUUCCUCCAUUACGAAACACCUCCUUGAUACUGGUCACUCCUUCGACCCCAAAACUUCCUUCCGAGUACUUGUUCGGACACGAACAACUCGGACAUUGCGUUACCUGGAGGCGGCCUUCAUACGACGAGUGAAACCAGAUCUUUGUAAACAAUUGGAACACGUGGUUAACCUAACAUUGCCAUGGUAGCCUCUAGCUCCAUGAUUCCCCCUCUCAUUUUUUGCUCUUUAACGUUCCCCUUUUUCACUUUCUUCCCCUACGGUGUUUGUGUUACUAACUUUAUCGAUUAGCCAGCUUUGCCCAAAACCCUGACCUUGCUGUUUCUGCAUUGAUUUUCUGCACGAAUUCAAAUCUGUUGUAUUCUUCUCACUCGUUAUCUCUCUUAUGAAGCGACAGGACGCAGCUGAAGAGCCGUCGCGAAAUUUUUGGGUACCAAUAAAUCCUGCCCUUCUUGCCUGCUUCAGGUGGUCAAACUGUCGUCUGUGUGUUUGAGGGAACUGAUAUAUAGUCCAUUUUUAGUUAUCUUUACCUUUCCAUGCUAUUUGAACGGGGUCGUUGUGAGAGGAGAGAGUGAAACUGAUGUCAUGCAGGCCAUUUUCAUUGCUCAAUCAUGCGGAGAGCAGUUUUACCCUAAACCCCGACGGCGGCGGCGGAGUCUGUUUUUUUUGAAACGUCGGAAAAGUGACCAUUCCGUUGUCGAAAUCCCCCGACGUCGAUGCACAUCUUUGCUCCUGUCGGCAUUUCUCUCCCUGUUCCUCCACAUGCGGCAAUCCUAUCGACAAAGAAACCGGUGUCCCAGGUCCUUAUUCUCGGUCGAACAGCUCUUUUUGGAGGAUGCAGCGCCUGUUUACCAUCUUCCUCAUUGGUUAAACUGUGCGUUUUGAGUACUGGUUUUAUCGUUUGAUUGUCCUACCUGCCUGAAACAGUAUCCGCGUUCACUUCACUCAGUAGUCACCUUACGCGGACAUAUGGAACAGUUGGGAAGUCAUCGCGAAACCUCAUAAAGUCUGAACGAAUACUAGAUGGCCAUUUCCGACUUAUUAGCCGUUGUCAGCCAGGCAUACCCAACGCUGGGUCGGAAUGACCUUGGAUUCGAACCCGGAUUCUGUAAUCCGGACGUUCGCUCGGACGCUCUGCCAUUGAACCACAGACUCGGUGUCCUGUCGGCUGAGUUUGGGGAUCUUACCUAUCACGGGAAGGGCGUUCUCCGGUCAGGUAAAUAAACACGCUUGUCCUGUUUUUUCUUGGAACUCAAUCUAGAACCCUCACGGAUAAUCACAUCACGAGUCUUGAUAUUAGAAGCAAGAAGUACCAACGAAGACAAGGGAGGCUGGAAUAAUCAUUUCUGGCCUACUAACGGCCGUCAGCCAGUCGCGUCCGAUCCCGGGUCUGUCUGAACUGGUAGUUUAAUUUCAAAGAGUGCAUCCCUCAUAUAAAGAACUUUUUUCUGUGUCCAGGAGAAUCGCAGCAGCGAAUCCCAUCAGCAUGUCUUGUUUAGCUCAUGGCCGGUGGUUUUCGUUGGCAAGUCUUCAGCCGAGUAGAAAGGUACCUCCUGCGACGAUCAGCAAAAUGUUAGCGGGACUAGCAUCCCGGUAGUGGUUCACCUACUGAAAAUAUUAUCCAGAAAAGAGUUUUCGACGGUCGUCUGCUGUGGAUGUGUUUUUGCCCUGCAACCCAACACUUUCCGUUUUGUUGAAAAAGUAGAGUUUCCGUAACCUAGUCCAGGGGAGGGGGAGAUUCACAGCGCGUUCUGCACCCUGUGGCUACCAUUUUCUGCCCCAAGGCAUUAGUUUUCCGCGAAGUUAGACUCGCCCACAGGGUGAAAACGUUUGUGCGGCUACAUUGGGCGGUUCUGACGAUGUCAGAGAGGUAUUGAGUUUACAAUUGAGGGUUUCAAAAGGCCGGAAGGGGGGGGGGGAGCGGGGUGGGAUGGACGACAAAGGGAAUUGCCGAACAACAGAACCCCCACCCAUUCCUCUCACUGCAGCGGAGGAGGAGGAGGGGUAGAGCAGUGACAAGCACUUAACGGACUGUUUUGUACAGCCCUAACGGAAAUGACACAAAAUCACGCAAAAUGAAAGGAAAUGCAAUCAGGCCUAUCCGGCCCGCGUGGAUGAAAGCCAUGAAAGCCAAGUUUAAAACAGUCAGUGCAUCAAGUGCGUCAAGUCUUCAGUAAGCAAUUUUUGGCGACGUUUGGGCUAACACUGGCCCAUCUAAAGCAUGCUGUGGCUGUGUGUCUCAACCUUGAAAACCAGGACAAAGACGCCAGGACUGGGAUUUCCACCAUACAGACGUGGUCAUGCAGCCGCACUUGACGCAAACAAAUCCCAGCCGCCCGCAAUACGGGACUCGUGGGGUUUUGACAGCUGGGGCCGGGGAACGCACAGGCGACAAGGUCGAGUAAUUUUAUGCAAAAGCUAUUAGGUAUGCCCGGCUGUACUUUAAGGGGUUGAGAAAUAGUUACCCUAACAGUAUUUUGUCCAUCAGGUGCGGCUGCGUAAACAAAAGUUUCUUUUUCGAGCCCUAGUAUCUGCUGAGGGGUGUCCGGUACUUGUGCUAUGUCAUAUUUUAGAACGUUCUUGUGGUCGAAGACCAAUGUAUGGUCAACGACUCUGUGUCCUAGUGGGCGUACGUCACGUGUUCUGAGACAUGUUUAACGGGGACUGACUGUUCGCGUUGUUGUGCGUUGAAAUUGAAUUUGGCCGAGAUUGCUCGGGCUGCCGGUGGGAGCGAAAAGAUGAGCUCUAGAAUGCUGUUAAGAGGGGGGAAUCGAUAGCAGAAACAACCAUCGCACCAAUUGCAACCAUCGGGUUUGAGUACAGGAGCUAUUAGUUAUAGUAGGUAUGUGGUUGCACGAUUAUUUAUGACUGUCGGCGAUGAUGGGUUCAAGCGAGAAUCCAUAAGGCCAAGCGAAUAAAAUUCUCGCUCCAAUGGUCGCAUCUCCUUCUCAGUAGUGGCAACCAAAGUAUCAGCAAAGCCAGUAGCUAUGUGGACUGUAUCAAUAAUGAUAGCAAUAAUAACAAUAAUUACUAUUAGUGAUAGAAGUAGCGAUGGUGAUGGUGGUAGUAGUAGUAGUAGUAGUAGUAGUAGUAGUAGUAGUACCUGCGGUAAUGUUGGCAGUAGUAGUAGCCGUAGCGCCUUUUUAUGUGACGUUUUUAUAGUCAUUUUGUGUCCGCGGGAUUGUGUUGACCUCCUUCGUUUUUCGCCUACUACCUACAGGUGACUCUUCGCCUCCUCGAGGGACCUGAGACGAGCACAGCCAAGGGCAACUUCCUCCCAAGCUGGCUCUACUGGCUGCAGUUACCGCGCUACUGUCAGAUUCCGAAGACCAUUGUGCUCUCCCGUACCAGCGCCAGUGGCAGCUUCGGGUUCAGCAUUGUCGGUGGCAACAACUCCAUGUCCACCGACCCCUCCUCACCAACCAUGACGGGUCUGGCCAAUGCUGUAAGCCUCCUUGUGCCGGCCUUUCCUCGGUCCACUGUCGUCUUAUCCGACCCUCUCCGUCCUAGGGGCCCGGGGAGCGUGCGGCUUUUCGUGAGGGCGUUGUGGAGACGGGGAGGGGGGGGGAUGGUUGGCGGGAAUACAGUGUCGCAACACUUCGGAUUGUCUAUUCCCCCACCAGCCUGUCUUACGGGCGGACCACUAAUACUACUACCACCACUACUACUGCUACUACUACCACUACUACCGCUGUUACUACUAAUACUACUACCACUGGCGGGAAUACAGUGUCGCAACACUGAUACGGCGAAUACUACUAAUAAUCCUACUAUUAGUACUACUACUACUACUACCACCGCCACCACGGCUGCCAAUGCUACUCUACCAACGCUUACAGUAUGGGUAACUAACUGCAAUAAUACUAGCAUCAGUAACGGAGUGUUGCGACACUGGUAUCCAACCGGAUGGUUUUUUGCCUUUCUCUUCAGGCCGCCAGCCCUCCAUUGUCAGCAGACGAAAACCGCCGGGUGGGCUUGGCGAACGGAAACAAGUGACCGCAGCACGCAUUUGUCGUUCCCAUUUUGCGUACGCUGUUCGGGGACAGGUCAAAUUUGUAGUUGUCUACACAGUAUUCAAAUACUGUGCGUUCCGUUGUUUAUAGCGUCCAUCCUAGUUUUGGUCGCUCCUCCCUUGGUGUCCUCCAAGUCACCCUUAUCUCACACACCCCGCUCUUCAUCAGGAGGUCCCUUGAAGGUCCCCUUUUCAGGUUUCACCUCCUGAAGGUAAUUUUGGUGCGUUUAUUGUGCAUACAACUGUAUUCGACAGUAGGAGCGCCCUGAGAGCGCAGCGCUGCCGACUUUGUGAAUACCGUCUGCCUCCGUCGCAAUGACCACAGUCAACUUCUGCAGUUCUGCGGCUGCUAGACCGCGAAAACGUGGAGGGGAGGGGGCUGUUUUAGUUUUACCAGCCAGCCUGGCUGGCAAAGGCGACCGUUUUUUUUUGACUGGGAGAGGGACAACUGGUUUUCGUUUUGGCACACGGUAGCCUCCGCCCCUGGUAGUUGCGCCUUGUGUAUUUUGGAGCACGACGUCAUAUCGAUGUAGUGGUCGUCAGGGGACUCAACCACUUGAUGAAUGUGGUGGGUUUUCGAUGGUUUACUUUCGGUGCACCGCUUCAAGGUCGUCUGAUUUAACCGCAAACGCUUGCAGACAGGCUGACUGUUGCCCAGACUGACUGUAGUACCGCAGACGUGCACACCUCUGCUGCAGUGCACGUAUGGACUAGACUACAAGUACCCUCAUCUCAUUCCUAAUAUCUUCCCCCGGGGUUUUUUUAUGAAGCGUAUCUCUCGUUCCUGCGGCCUCUAUUCCAUCCUGAUAAUCGGAAGUCGUCUUAGACCUCCAGUCUGAGGUCCUUACAUGUGACAAGUGAGACAUAUAAAACAUGUUGGAUAAGCGCGGGACCCCCACUGUUGUGGGCUGUGGCGUACUGAUGAUCGGUGGCGACCGUGAAACAGCUGUCUUCGUCCGGCCUGUUGCACGCCUACCGAGCUGCUUACGUAUCAUACGUACUAUGUGUCCUAUGACACAACGUUCGUUGUCGCCAUUGGUAAGCUGUCGGCGAACAGAAUGGGAUCGUGGGAGAUUCUAACCACAACCACUUGACAAAUCGACUAUUCGGUUGGGCGCUUUCAUCUAUGACUUACUUGUAGCGUCGGGCUUAACGCUCAAUAAAAAUAGCCGCCGACUUCGAAUUUUGGGUCAUUUGGACUGCAGGCGUGGCUCUCGUAGCCUUCCAUGUUUGUGUCAAUGCUGCCGAUAGUGACUUGGUUAUCAGUUCCGCUGGGGACUUCAAACGUGACCGACACUUUGCGACAUUUGUUCGCUUGAAUGUAAACUGUGCACGCAAUUCUCAGUGCCUGGCAGAUUGAGGAAAUUCUCUACUACGAUUUUGUCCUCUGAAGUGAUAACGUUCCGUUUCCUCGGGUGCACUUACCUCAAACAUUUGCGGUCGAAGUCUUUCCUGUUUGCGACAAGUUUGGAGGCUUAACUUUACGAGGUCUCGAUUCGCUGUUGUGGACGUUGUCGUUAACUCUUUGUGGUGUCUUUCACUCUUCGUCCACUCACCGUCUGCAGCUCCAAAGCAAAGCGAACCACUUAAAUGAUCGGGGAUCGCCGCCAUGAUCAUUUUGGUCAUUUUUGACUCCAUACUCCUUGGAGGACUGCACAUCUGAUGAGACGUGGAUUGAAUUGGUUUCUGUUUGCAAAACAGGCGGUGACUAUUUUAUAAUUACGUAUGAUUAGUUUAUUGUGCCGGAUGUGAAACACGUAUGUAGGGCCUCGCAUGCUUUUCUUCGCGACACGACGUCAUAUCGAUGUAGUGGUCGUCAGAAGAUUCAACCACUUGCUGAAUGUGGUGGGUUUUAGACGGUAAAUUAUUUCCUUUUGCUUUGACCAGUACCCUCGGGGAAUCAGUCAUAACGACUGUCGUCUGGAAAUCGCAUCGCCCUUCCUUCACUGUUCGGCCUGACCAAUCAUUGCAAUCUUAGACUCGCCUCUCUUCCUCAACCACGGAGGUCAUACUCAGUUUCCUGGAGUGUUCGCCCUGGGGGGCAGUUCACCUGUGCCGACAACUCCUUCUCCAUCAUUUUCGGCGCUUAGUCCAGCCCAGAUUUUCAAUUGCAUUUACAGGUUUAGCUUGCUUGUUCUGCGAUUAAAGCUGGCGUCUGAUUAGAAAGGCUGAGUCUGCUGCCUCGGCAAGUCGUCCUGUUUUUGUUGAAGAACUUUUUUGAUUGGUUACCUAAUUGUCAAAACCUCGACGGCAGUCAAGUCCGCAACAUAAAUGGCAGGAUUGUCUAAGUGGCGUAACUAUUCCCAUGUUACACUUGAAAAGUCAAGUUGACAAACACGUGUUUUCGGCAAUUCUUCGUCAGGCCAAUACAGUUACAUGAAGGAAUGAAAAUAUAGAUAAUUAACAGUGUUUAUUUGUGUCUCAAGGGCUAUUAGGUCAUUAACACUCAUCUUCUCCACGCCGCCCGAAUGCCGAGUUCGGCGGGUUUUGGUCCUUAUAGCUAGAGGAGAGGGGGGGGGUAAGAGAGUCUUUGAUUGGUGUUCUUGGAUUUAGUACACGGAGUACCCAUAACUGUAAUUAGGGAUUUGAGGCGGCAUGUCGUCAUCACGUGAGGUUGGCGUUGGCCACGGCAGAGAGAGCGCUUGUGUCAGCUUUUUCUGACAGCAUAGCACCGGAUUCGCCAGCCGUAUAGCCACUGCCUCGGCCGUUGCUGGUAUCCAUUGGCGUAGACCUUUAGAGAAGCUUUUUGGUGACCAAUAGACAACCUGAAAUGCUUCCUUGGCGUCGACUCAGUGAUCCGUAUCGAUUAAAUGUGCGAGAAUAGAACUCGAAAUCGAUCUGGUCCAACCUCUGUCCAUGAGCCGUGACUGGUUACCUAAUUGUGAAAACCUCGACGGCUGUCAAGCCCACAACAGAAAUGGCAGUGUUUAGGUACAGCCCGUGCUAUAACCAUCUGAGCUUCGAGACAUCGACUGGAAGCCUUGAGGCUCUCACACUUGGACUAAGUUCCCACGCCCCCCCCCCCCCCCCCCUAACUGCACUGAUUCCGACACAGCAGAUUGACCGUUCAAGCGAAUUUUUCAAACAAUCCAUGCAGCAUUCAACGGAGGACUGCGAGGUUUGCUUUCUUAAAGGUUGUUUUUAACAGGUUUUAAUGCAUUUAACCCAACACUCAAAGAUAAGCCUUCUGUCUAACCAUCUAUUUUUUCUCUCCCUUUCCACACCGUCUCCACCACUAGUCGCAACGUGAGGUUGCGCGUCCCUCGACGACGUCCAGUUCCUCCUGCGUCUCCUCCUCUCCUCAGCCGAUCGUCGUUAAGUCCAUCGUCCCCGGCACCCCGGCACAUCGAGACGGCAGACUCAAGUAUAGCCCCCCCCCCUAUCACCCCCUGCCUCACCCUCUUCUUCCAUCCGCUUAGGGAGAAACUUGUUGGUUAACAGCUCCACCGCAUCCGUCCGCUCCCCCCGAGCCUCUGAUGCCACCGCUGGGAAGCGCAGACGGCUUAUUCUUCAUCAUUUUAGCGGCGUCGUCCAUAGUUGUUUUAUGUUCUUCGACCCCUCGUGGGUGAACAAGAUGUUCAAAAUAUCGGGCCUAUCGAUCAUAGACGUGGCUCCGAAACCCGCCAUUGCCGCCGUCGGCCAUGCGAAUGUGUGUUGUCAAUUGACUCAGUUUUUUGAAGUUCAUUCAAUGUUGACAACGUCAAAGAAAACGCACAUCGAGACCCUGAUGGGACACCUAGAUCAUAUUUUAAAGUAGAGAAGUGCCGCGGGUGUGUUGAGACAAGCCAUUGAGCCCCAUACCGUAGGGUUGGCUUAUCCGAUCUUUCAGGUCCGACUGGGGUUAUUGUUUGUUUCGUGAUAGAUUUUAGCUGACGAAAUGGUCCACUUUUCGAUCAUCAGACAGUUGACGCCAAAGAAUGCGGAGUCUUAUCGCCAAUCCCUGCGCUGCAUCAUUCAUGGUUCACCUCAUUGAGCACCCCGUGCAAACAAUUGUGCCAUACACCUUCUUCCUUUGCGUUCUCACUUUCUGGACAUCGGUCACUCGGAGCAAUAUCGAGGUUGUCGAAGUCACAUGACUUGCCAACUCUCGCCCCGUCAGCAGUGCGCGUGCAACUGAUCCAGCCACCCAUUUUGCAAUUCCGUCAAGGUAACUCACUACCCCAACCGUGAGGGCCAGUCAUGAACUUCCUUGAAGAGCAGCUUUCAACAUGUCCGCGAAUCUUUGUUGAAUUGUAGAGGAGGGCUUUUGGGUAACCGUGUGGUAGACGUUGGAUCAUCAGGAUGCCUCCUGCCGAGUAGCUGGACCGGCUCGAGGCGUUUGUUUGAUCCUGACCUCUACACUGACUGCAAGUCACAAGGACACAUGUGUAAUCCUUGUUCCAUUAACUGCGUCUUCUCAGAGCCGGUCAAAUCUCUCUCUUUAUGCAGUCCAUAAUACUGCUAUUGAACGUAGUGUUGUUUUCUGUAGCCUGUACUUUUAGAUGUUACUAAUUCUAUUUUCAUAUCGUCUGUCGGCACAUGUCUGUGGUCCAUUGGCUGGGUGCGCAGAGUACGUAGACUGUUAUAUGUCCCACAGCGCGGUACGCUCAGGGACGGCGACUUGCGUAUGUGAUAGUAGACUUGCGCUGCAUCUACCGCCCUCUCUCUCCUCCCACCUGGGCUCGGUGUCGAGACAGAGUCAAGAAGACUGGAGGUGGGGUCAUGCGCUGGCGGUUGACGCGCUCAUGAGCCCGCGCCUAGACGUGAUGCCGCACUCCACGCAAGAUGCUCUACAUUGUGGGCAGCAUAUGAAUGUCCAAGCAGUAGCACCGCGCUUUUGUUGACGACCUUACUUUUGGGUUAGCGAAUUUUGGCGUGAUCGCAGGUUCGAACAGUAAAGGGAAAUGUUGUCUGUGUGUUAUGACCCGCUUAACUGGUGGCUGUGAGACGAAUAUUCACCAUCCACAGCAGUAAGGGCGAACCUCAUAUGAGCUUCAUGAGCGGGCUAAGCCGUUCUCCGUCCUGCAGGUCACGAAACGAUCAUGACUGUAGAUUCGGAAGCCUUUAAAGUUACUCGUUGCUGCGAAAAUGCGGGAACAGGCUCGCAUCGUUUAAGAGGUUCCACCGUUGCAGAUGGGAUAAUAUUAUGCAGGCUAUUUUGGCCUUAUUGGUCGUCAUCAGCCAGUCAUACCCAACCCCAAGUGUGGAUAACGCGGGAUCUUUGGUCAUGGAGUUGGACACUCUACCAUUGAGCCACGGGCCCAUUGUGCUGUCGGUUGUGAUGGGGAAUAUCAAUUAAUAUCAAACGAGCACGUUUCGUAACCUGAUCGGUGAGCGCCCAUCUGUGCACUGGACAGGACGCAUUUGUCAGGUUGAUAAUGAUCGCAGUUCACGACAUUACUCUGCAGUAGACGAGCAAGGUUUUCAACGAGUUGCAAGGGUGGCUCGCAGGCCAGUACUUCUGAAGCCCGAACAACCGGUGUUUAUUAGCCUUACACUUGUUUUUGGGCCAAAAGGAACUCGAACGCCUUGUUAACUAUGCGCGUUAAAAGCCGUGAUUGGCCUUAUCUUCUCUCUAACUAUCCGCCUGUUUUUUGGCUGCUCGCGUGCAAUCUGAGUCAAUUUCUUGUGCAUUUUAACGACGAUCUUCCUCUCCGCCUUUGGUUUCCUUCGCAUUUCAUUGAACAACGUCGGAAAAUCGACUUCGCGGUCAACCCCUUGCUGUCCUAAGGUUUUCUUGCUUCUGAUUUUCUAAACGGAAAAUCGACCAGAAAUGCAUAUUAAGACACUUUCCGGAAAGCUUUGGUCACCUGGUGAAAUAACGCAUCUUUUCUGUUCAAAUUUAACUUGAGUUAAAGUUUUUGAGCGCAGAAUUUUACCAUGUUGUUGUUCGAAGCACGCAAUCGUUCCCUCGCCAUAAGUUUCGCUUUGAGUGAAUUUUUUCGUUCUGUUAAACUUUUUCGCGUGUUUGAAUUUCUCGCAGAUGCGGUGAUCUCAUUCUGGCCGUGAACCAGUUCUCACUGGCCGAUGUCUCUCAUGCGUACGCGGUCGCCCUUUUGAAGAACUGCGUUGGGGAUGUUCAAAUUCGUGUAGUCUCAUGGCCAGGAACAAUCGUCUAG